Messenger RNA from Coturnix japonica (Japanese quail), 1608 nucleotides. RefSeq names its product ring finger protein 185 (gene RNF185). Gene Ontology annotation, biological process: ubiquitin-dependent protein catabolic process. NCBI's taxonomy places the organism in Eukaryota, Metazoa, Chordata, Aves, Galliformes, Phasianidae. Gene Ontology annotation, molecular function: metal ion binding; ubiquitin protein ligase activity. The record is from RefSeq and is a predicted model, not a curated record. Gene Ontology annotation, cellular component: endoplasmic reticulum.
GUCACCGUGUCCAUACCGGCGGUACCGAUGGAUGAGCAGCUCAGCCCCGCACGGUUUUACACUGACACUAACUCCCAGCUGGCACGUCCGAACGUGCCGUGAGAUCCGCGUGCUCCCAGCCCGUCUAUGGCAGCGGACACGGCUCACACAGCGCCCUGCUCUAACAGAGGCUCCUCUCGCACUCAUCACUGCGCUCCUCUCAGGGCGCUGGGCUCCAGGCUGGGGUUGUCCCGCUCCAAGUCUGUCCCAGCUCUGACAGCCCCGGGCCCGUCCUCUCCUCGUAGCUGUACACACAAAUCCCUCCUCGAGGCUGUUCGCUCUGUCCCCGGAGCUGUUCCUGCUCACAGCACCGCACUCCGUUGCCUUUGUGUAACGUUCCCCGCUGUCACUUUCUCCCCCGCUCUCCCGGACACUCGCUGUCGCGGAUGACGCGCAGUCCGCGCUCGUUCCAGUGGGAGGCAUCGGGCCGCAGCCCCCGCAGCGCCUCGCGACGGACGGGCUGCGCUGAAAGCAGAGCGGGACGGCAGACGCGGCGCCCAGGCAGCGCUGCCCCGGCUCAUCCGGCUGAUCCGGCCGCUGUCCCGCGGUGCGGCAGGCAGCGCUCACUCACUCACAGCGCGGUGGCACAGACCGCUCGGUGCGGGCGGAACGCGGCCCCGCAGCGCGGAGCGGAGCGGCGGGGAGAGGCCGGUCCCUUCCGCCGGGCCGCGCUUCCGGGGCGAUCAGGUGACGGCGGCCGCGAGCAGGGAGCGGCUCCGCGGAUCCCGAGAGCGACGGAUUGCAACAGGAAAAUUUUCUUGCUGUUGUGUCUGGGCAGCUCCUCAGGAUGGCAAGUAAAGGACCUACAACUUCCACAUCAACAAAGAGCUCCAGUACUGGAGGGACCAGUGGCAGCAGCAGCAGUAAUGGAGCUGGGGACAACACUAAUCAGGACAACACUUUUGAAUGUAACAUCUGUUUAGACACUGCCAAGGAUGCAGUUAUCAGCUUGUGCGGACAUCUCUUCUGCUGGCCUUGUUUACACCAGUGGUUAGAAACCAGGCCAAACAGACAAGUGUGCCCUGUCUGCAAAGCAGGAAUCAGUCGAGAUAAAGUUAUUCCGCUGUAUGGAAGAGGCAGCACUGGACAACAGGACCCCAGAGAGAAAACACCACCACGACCCCAAGGACAGAGACCUGAACCAGAGAACAGAGGGGGAUUCCAAGGCUUCGGGUUUGGAGAUGGUGGCUUCCAAAUGUCAUUUGGAAUUGGGGCGUUUCCCUUUGGUAUAUUUGCCACAGCAUUUAACAUAAAUGACGGGCGACCUCCUCCAGCUGUUCCAGGGACUCCUCAAUAUGUGGAUGAGCAGUUCCUAUCCCGCCUCUUCCUGUUUGUGGCUCUGGUGAUUAUGUUCUGGCUGUUGAUUGCAUAAGUCGUUUCCAUUAUUCCAUAUACUCCUAGCCAGAAAGGCUACUGAAACAGUUACGAACUGCUUCCCAUCCCAUUUUAAACCUCUUGGUGUCUGGUUCCAUAGCUAACCAUGGGUUUCAGAAAUUGGUGGUACCACAGAAUGGUGAAGAAUCUCACAUUUUGCACCACAGUUGGAAAUUAAACAUUGGUUAAAACGUA